Molecule: messenger RNA, 1164 nt
Organism: Saccoglossus kowalevskii
Lineage: Eukaryota; Metazoa; Hemichordata; Enteropneusta; Harrimaniidae
Product: ubiquitin carboxyl-terminal hydrolase 37-like
Biological process (GO): protein deubiquitination; G1/S transition of mitotic cell cycle
Cellular component (GO): nucleus; cytosol
Molecular function (GO): cysteine-type deubiquitinase activity
Source: RefSeq, a predicted model, not a curated record
AUGUUUCGCGUUAGCGGAAAAGUGAAGCACACUGGCCUCGACCAUGGACAAUCGAAAUGGAAGGAAGGCGACAUACACAUCUUCAAUGAGAGGGGAGCACCUUUUAUAUUAUUCAAGCCAAAGUUUGGGACGCAAAAGACAUAUCCGCUGAAAAAUAAUGUUAAAAGUUUAUCUGAAGCAAGUACUAAUAGACGAAGAAUUAUAAUCUGCUUGAGGAAUGGUAACAGUAUACACUUGGAUCAAGCGAAUAACCCUGAUAUUGUCAGAGGCAUGUCUGCCUACCUGAAUGAAUUGAAAAUGGAUUCUCAACCUGGCUCUAGUAGGUUUUCUUCCAUGACUCCAGUUAAAACAAUGAUCAGUAAGGGUGAGCCUAAUGGCCAAGUGUUUUCGCCUCAGCAAACUACGUUUACACCUCAUAAACGUCCAAUGUCAUAUAAUUUCUCGCGUUCCGUGCCCCCUAAAACAUCAGACGAACACAAGAAAAACAAAGAAAAUAAAGGAAUUGUCAGGAUUACGUCACCUCGGUCUGAAAGGAAAGCGCUAUCGGAACGAAAGAUAUCAUCUACCACAUCUUCCCACUUCCUUGAAGAUUUUAAUGAGAAACAGAAGCAGCUUGAGGAAAAAACGACCUCUACACCUAAACUGGCUGUUGGUGGAUUUUACAAUAAUCGUGGACAACAGAUGGUAAACUAUGGACGGAAUAAUACAUUUUUAUCACUAAGGAAUAGUCCAGUGAAGUCACGUCGACCACUAGGAUUUCUCUCUGAUCCUUCACACCUCACCAAAAGUCAAAGACUUAGUGAAAACUAUGAAGGAUGGGGCAACAAAAAUAAACUGGUGACAAAUAAAACAUCACAAGUUAGUUUGCAAGGAUUUUCCAAUCUCGGAAAUACAUGUUAUAUGAAUGCCAUUUUACAAUCUUUGUUCGGUUUGGAAACAUUUGCUAACGAUGUCUUAAAUGGUGAUAUCUUCAAAAAAAUGCCCAAAACCAGUCUUUACAGAUGCUUCGCAUAUUUAUUAUCUGUGAGAAGAUCUUCUAAACUGAUGUUGUCCGAUGAAAGAAGUCUUUUAUUAAAACGUGUCAAGUUGGCAAUCUCCUCCAGUGCUGAAAGAUUUUCAGGUUUUCUGCAGCAUCUAAAAUCUGCUGAUCAGGGACAGAUAUAG